Messenger RNA from Antechinus flavipes (yellow-footed antechinus), 6147 nucleotides. RefSeq names its product ankyrin repeat domain 65 (gene ANKRD65). Lineage: Eukaryota; Metazoa; Chordata; Mammalia; Dasyuromorphia; Dasyuridae. Bases 538 to 1806 code for a protein of 422 amino acids. The transcript is spliced from 5 exons. The record is from RefSeq and is a predicted model, not a curated record. Gene Ontology annotation, molecular function: protein binding.
GGAGGGGAGAUGCUGGAUGCUGUUUAAAGCCCAAACCAGACCAUGGCCUGGAGAAUCCUGAGCUGGGGGGAUAGGAAUAUUUCAAAGUUUAAAGUUCCCUCCCCGGGAAGGACGGGGGAACUCAGGCAGAGAGUAAGAAGAGGCCAGGCUAGGCCCUCUAGGCCCAAAGGGUGAAGCUUAAUCCUCCUUAGGGGAGUUAAGGGGAGGAGUGGGCUCCCUGGGGAAAUAAGAAGCCGGACCAGCCUGUCCCAGCUUGUCACGGGACACCCUUCCUGCAAUUGUUCCUGGAGGAGCCCGGUCAGUCAGUUGGUAAGCUCUGGCCCAAGGCAGCAGGGGAGCCGUUGUCAGGAUCGCCCUGAGGGACUCCUUCCUGUUGUCAGCCCGCUCUGGCCUCUUUAGCUCUCAGGAUUCCCAGGCAUCUUCGGCCUUCCUGGGAAUCCCAGCCCUGCCCAGGAACCCCGGGACCAGGAGGAAGGAUCUCCCCAGACAGCCCGGAACAGCGUUGGACUGCCCACGGAGAAGGCGUACCAACCAGCAAUGAGAAGCUCCCGGCCAUGGUCUACUCUGCCUUGGAGGGAGUGCAGAGAAUUGGAGGCUGAGCAGGGCAGGCAAUGGAUGGACCUAGCGCUGGGGGAGAUAAGGGCCCAGGAGGAAGAGGAAGAGCGGCCUCUGAGCCUCCUUCCUGCCCCAAAGGCCUGGGGCCACAGCCAAGUGAUCAAGGCCAUAUGGAGGGGCCAGCUGGGCCUGACCAAGCAGCUGCUGAGGCAGGGGGCCGACAUCAAUGAGAGGGAUCCAGCCGGGCGAACCCUGCUCCACCACGCAGUGGUGAGUGGCCACAUCCCUCUGGUCCGGUUCCUGGUGCAGCGUGGGGCCGCGGUGGACGCAGCAGAUGAGGACCUGGUCACUCCUCUGCACUGGGCCGCCUGGCAGGGGCAGAGCCAGGUGGCCGAGCUGCUUCUGCAGCGAGGGGCGUCAGCUUCAGCCAGGAGUCUGCCAGGUCUCACACCACUGCAUUGGGCGGCCGCCCUGGGACACCUGCUGCUGGUUCAGCGACUGCUCGCUCACAACCUGGACGCUGCCAGUGGGGACGUUCACGGGUGGACGACACUGCACUGGGCAGCUGCAGGGAACCAGCUUCCUGUGGUAGAACUUUUGAGCUGUCAAGGAAUCUCGAUGGAUAUCAGCUGUUCGGGGGGCCCCUGCCCUGUGCAUGUGGCAGCAGGGACUGGGAGAAAGGAGUCACUGCAGUUUCUUCUGAUCCGAGGGGCACAGGUCGAUGCCCAGGAUGGCACUGGAGCAACAGCUCUCACCAUCGCCUCGGACCUGGGAGACCAGGAGGUAGUAAAGCUGCUCUUGGACCAUGGCGCCAAUGGGGAGCUUCCAGACCAACAUGGCCGCUCUGCCCUCCACCGGGCCGCCGCUGCUGGCCACCUUCCCGUGGCCCGGCUGCUGGUGGAGAGAGGAGCCUCGGUGGAAGCCCAGGAUGGACUACAUCUCACGCCCCUGCACCACGCGGCCUUGGGGGGAGACACUGUGGUUGCCAGCUACCUCCUGGACCAGGGAGCAGAGGUCAAUGCCGCCGGUUGGCUCCACAAGACCCCUUUGCACUUGGCCAUCGAGAAAGGUCACUGCUCUAUGGCAGAACUUUUACUAAAGCGGGGGGCCAACCCCAACCUGAGGACACAGUGGCGGGAGACUGCAGAAGACCUCGCUGCCCCGGACAGUCCCCUCAAGACUCUCUGUUCCUUUCAGAAAGGCCAAGAGGAGAGAGGCAAGGCUGGGCAGGACCCAAGCCCCUCUGUGUAGAUAUCCACCCUGGGGGGCCUGGGUUUGAGUGAUCCCGUGUGCCUGGCUAGCUUUGUGGCCUUGGGAUCACAGGACUUAUGAGAUGGCCCCUGGAGAUUACCUGAUCCAACUGUCUCCUUUUACAGAAGGGGAAACCAAGGCCCACAGAGUACAGUCACUUGCCCAAGAUCAAUAGAGUAGAGUAGCCCGGGUACUCAUCUGUAAAAUGGGACUAACACCUGCUUUACCACGAGGAGAGUAAACCCUAUAGGGAUAUAUAUAAAAUGUUGUUGUUGCUGUUAUUACUGAGACUCCAGAUGAAUGAGUAUUUUUAAGGUUUGGGUGCCCUUAGGGACUAAAUGAAGGUGGGGAUUGGGAAAUAAGAGGGGGCAGAGCCAUGUUUACGUUUUCCUGGGGGAAAUGAAGCAGCAGUGACCCAAACCCCUGGACAUUUGAUCCCAUGGCAUGAGGAGGGGAAGAACAGGAAUCUCUACUUUCUGCCAUCAUUUUUUGCGGAGUUUUACCUGAUAAUAGUCAGCAUUUAUAUAACUCUUUAAAGCUUGCAAAAACUUUAUAUGUAUCAUCUCAUUUGAUCUUCACAACCGUGUGAAAUAGGUGCCAUUAUUAUUCCCAUUUUAUAGUUGAGGAAAUGGAGGCAGACAGAAGCGAAGUGAUCACUGGAUCACACAGCUGCUAUGGUCCAAGUCAUGACUCCAAUGUUGUUCAGUCAUAUCUGACUCUUUGGGAUCUCAUUUGGAGCUUUCUUCAGAGAGACACGAGAGUGAUUUGGCCAUUUCCUUCUCCAACUCAUUUUGCAAAUGCCUGAGGUUGAUAGGGUAAAGUGAUAUGCCCAGAAUCAUACAGCUGGGAAGUGUGAGGCAGGAUUUGAAUUCAGGUCUUUCUGAUUCUACUUCAUCACUUAGCAACCCAUAUAGAUUUGUGGGGGAUUGUUAAUACAUGCUUUUUGAUUGACUGACUGAUCCUCUGUUUUACCUCUGAGUCCCCAUCAAUAGAAUGGGAACUAUCCCUAACUUUGAUUCAAGAAAUUAAAUAUUUUUUCUAAAAAAGGAUAAACUUACGAGAUUUUUCUUUUUUUUUUUUUAAAAUAAAGUCAUGUUUAAAUAUAUAAAUAUCUAUAACAGAUUUUAUCAAUAACUUAAUUUAUAUUAAAAUAUAAUUCCUUCCUUGCUGAUUCUUUUAGAAAAGCUGAGUAUCAACAAAUAUAACCAAAGAUGCGAUCUUUUUAAACCAUAAUGGCUGAUGUCCAGGAAGGCAUGUGAUAAUUCAAGAGACAAGGGAGCUGUUUAAGGCAGAAAGUGAACUCAAUGUCUCUUCCAAACACACUUAUCAACUCCCUCUUCACUCUACUCUUCUAUUUCACACAAUCUCCUUACUCAUUCACAUCUUUCUUUUUUUCCCUAAGUGACAGCAUUUUAUUUUUCAAAAUAAAUGCAAAGGUAGUUUCCGACAUUCACCCUUGCACUCAUUCACAUCAAAUCUGUGUGGAAUAAAAGUUCAGAAAUGUUCCUAUUACAAUUUCAGGGACUUGUUUAUGACUUGGAUAAACCCGGUUGAAACUUCCUAGCUCUUUUCAAAUUGUCCUGGUAUGACAAUCAUUUUCAUUGUCCUCCUUUUCCAGAUCCCACAGAAAGUGGUAGGUUUCUAAUAGAUCUUGAUUAUUUAUCAGACUGAUGGUACAGUUAAGAUUUAUAGGAAAGAUCUAUUAUACAAUCUUGUUCAUAGGGAAGACAAGGGAGAAUAAACAUUAAGUUCCUACUAUGUAUCAGGCACAAUGCUCAGCACAUUAUAAAUAUUACAACGUGGGAUCAUAGGAGUAGUGUUCUGAUUGGUUUUCUGGAGGUCUUGGAGAAGCCUUCGUUUUGGUAGAUUAAUCACCACAAGAAUAGGCAGAUGUUUAAAGUCCAAAUCCUUUAUUAUCUCCUUCAUAAUCUAGUUUCCUUGCCUGGGGCCCCAGGCCAGCUUGGUCUCAGAGGAGGAAAUGCAGGACAGGCCUCCAGCCACCACCAAGGUGGACCAUGGGAAUGAAUGUGUCUCUGAGUCCCACCCUGGCUGACUUUGUCCCAGUUUAUAUGCUCUAUUAUAAUUAGAUCAUUACUGAAUAUAAACCAAUCAUUAUAUCACUAGGGAACCAUUGUCUUAUCAAUUCCACUGAGUUAGCACCUAGUAAGAAUCCUUGUUUCAAGUACAGCUGGCCCAUAACAAUAGGAUCACAGAUUGAGAGCUGGAAGAGACCUUAAAGUCCCUUUAAAGACCUUUCCUAGUUUAACUCCCCCCAAUCCUGCUUUCCACCUCUACUUCUGAAAAUGGUAAAAAUAUGAAUACUUACAAAACUCUCCUGUCUUAGAACGUAAGCUCCUUAAAAGUAGAGACUCUUUUGAUUACUUGUAUUUGUAUCAAGUCACUUUACCCUGUUUGCCUCGGUUUCUUGAUCUAUAAAAUAAACUGCAGAAAGAAAUGAAAAACUAUUCCAGUAUCUCUGCCAAGGAAAGCCCAAAUGGUGUCACUAAGAGAUGGGACACAACCGAACAACAGCAAUAUUUGUAUCACCAGAAAUUAAUCAAUCUUUUAUUAAGCACCUACUAGUUCCAGGGGAAUGGAGGUAUCCCAAUAGACAGAGCGCCAGGCCUAGAGUCAGGAAGACUCAAGGACUUUGUUGUGUGAAAAUCUAUACCAUGGAAACUUCCUAGCUGUGUGAUCAUAAGCAUGUCACUUUACUCUGUUUGAACAAAAGCAACAUCAACAUUUACAUCUCCAGUUAUUAAUUGAUCAAUUAACAUUUACUAAGCACCUAUUAUGUUCUAGGUCAUGUACUAAGGCUGAGGAUAGAAUCAAAAGCCAGUUUGCUCUCAAAGAGCUUAAAAUCAAAUGCAGACAACACAUAUAGCAAGCUCUAAAUAAAUGCUUUUAUAUCUAUAUAUUGUACACAGCAAAGGGUUUAAUCUUAUAAAUAUCCACUUUAAAAAAGUACACAUUAAGUGUCUCUUGUGACAAGGCACUGGGGAGUCAAAGACAAAACUGAUCCCUGUCUGCAAAAUGCUAACAUUUUACUGGGGGUGGGAGGUAAGGAGAGGCACACAUAAACAAAGAAGUAAACCAAUGCAAUUUGGAUUAAGUGGAUAAUUUGGAGAGGGAGAAAACAAAAGAAACAGCAUUUAUUAGGUACCUGCUGUGUGCCAGGUACUGAUGAAGAAUAGAAAGAGAAAGGUUCCUUUAGGUCAUAGAACCCAAUCCAUUCUAAUAAAGCUCAGACUGAAGAGGGUUGGUUUUGGUUAGGGAGGUGGUGCUGGAAUCAAGUCUUGAAGGAAGCAAGGGACUGAGACAGGCUAUUCAGAGCCAGAAAGGAAGUGCUGAAUUCUUUUGCCUAGAAUUAAGGGGAUAUUAUGAAAGGGGUCUGGGCAGGAAGGUUAGUGACUUUCCACACCAGGCUUAAAGGCUUAUAUUUUAUCUGACAAGCCUCAGGAGACAGGUUCAAAUCUCAGAUUUGCCUCUUGCUAUAAAUGGAUAAACUUCAUUCAGCCUUGGUUUCCUAAUUUGCCAAGAGCAAAUGGUCUUAAGGCCUUUCAGCUUGAAACCCAGACUUGUAUUUUGGCAAGAUUAUUUUGGCAACUGUGUGACUGAUGAAUUAAAGAGAAAAGGAUCAAGGAGACCUUUAGAAAGCCAUUUCAAUAAUCUAGGUGAGAAGCUAGCAGGACCUGAGCUUGGGGAGUGGCUGCAUGAAUGGGGAGAGAUGGGAAUAAAAGAAAAGAGAAUGUUAUGAAAAUAACACUAAUGAGACUUGGCAACAGAUAGUGCAGAGAUCCUGUGUUACUAGGUGAGGUUGACAGAGAGUGCCUGAAGUUCAGAUAAAAUUACUCCCUGAGGCAAGCAGGGAAAGGCACUGAUGGGAAUCAGUUUAAUUUUAUAAUCCCAUCCUCUGUGGAAGUCUUGGGAAGCCCCACCUAGCUAUGUCCAGCAAACCCCCAAGGUUAAAUUUCUCCUAUAAAUCUGUCCAUGGCUCACACUGUCUUUUCUAAAUCCUUUUUGGGGUUAUAGCCUGCCACUGCAUUCUCUGUCACGGUGUCUUUCUCCUUAUAGCUAACUUAACUCUAUGGAUUUAGCCUGUCAGUUAAGGGCAGGAUCCCACCUCAUCGAGUAUUCCCUUUCUCCUGGUUAACUGUGAGUUCUACUAGUGAAUUUGUCCUUUCCAUUUUCCAUUGUUAAUUAUUAAAAUCCUUUUUCCUUGCUAAGGAUAUAUGGUCUUCUAACUCUAUUUCAUAUUUACCAUUCCUGGUGUCUACUGUACCGCUUUCAUUUUGUCUGUAACCUCUUCUCCCAAAUAAACUUACCUUUUGGCAAAGAGAA